This is a messenger RNA of Auanema sp. JU1783, 432 nucleotides long. The record is from the annotation of a GenBank genome assembly. Lineage: Eukaryota; Metazoa; Nematoda; Chromadorea; Rhabditida; Rhabditidae.
AUGUUCUGCAAAUCUGCCUUAGUUGCUGUUGUUUUGGUUGCAUUGGCUGCCGCCAACCCUGUACCAGCAGGUGUUGCUGAGAAAAUGCCUGAGUUCCUCAAAAACUUGAGCGAAGCAGCCAGAGGAGAAUUCAUGACUAUCGUCCAGAAUGAAUCCUUAACUAUUGCUGAACAACGCGCUCAACUUCUUGCUUGGGCUGAUAAGAACGGACUCCGUGACAAGGUUGAUGAAUUCGAGAAGAAAAUCACCGAUAAGGCUGGAGUUAUGGAGGAGAAAGCCAACGCUGCUGGAAUCCCAUCCGACAAGAUCGCCGAGAUCAAGAGCAUUUUCCUAAACGAAAAUCAAACUCGCAAGCAACAAAUGGAAGCUUUGAAACAAUUCAAGGACAACAACCAAGAGGUAAUGAAUCAUACCAUACCAACCAUAAUUUGA